Sinocyclocheilus grahami is the source of this 2337-nucleotide messenger RNA. It is a transcript of the gene acsl4b, whose product is annotated as acyl-CoA synthetase long chain family member 4b. The record is from RefSeq and is a predicted model, not a curated record. Lineage: Eukaryota; Metazoa; Chordata; Actinopteri; Cypriniformes; Cyprinidae. Gene Ontology annotation, cellular component: endoplasmic reticulum; lipid droplet; plasma membrane. The transcript is spliced from 15 exons. The coding region runs from base 172 to 2184 and encodes 670 amino acids. Gene Ontology annotation, biological process: neuron differentiation; long-chain fatty-acyl-CoA metabolic process; long-chain fatty acid metabolic process. Gene Ontology annotation, molecular function: arachidonate-CoA ligase activity.
GGGCUCUAAAAGAGGUUCACUAGAACUAUGACUGUACAAAAGACAUCCAAUCAGCCAAGAGAGACGGAGACAGAGAGUGAGAAAAGGGAAGCCCAAACCUCCUGUUGCAGUUGACUGUCUGUCUGAGAAAGGAAAAGAAGAACUGCUGUGCACAGUGUUUAUUUGAAGGUCAUGUUGUCGCAGUGUGAGAGAGCACGGAGUAUAAGUGGACGUCCAGAAGGACCGUAUCGGGCGGUAGAAAGCGCAGAUGCUCUCAUUACACAGGACUUUGAAGGCGUGGACACGCUGGACAAACUUUUUGUACAUGCUGUGAAGAGAUUUAGUAAGGCACCCUGUCUGGGCACCAGAGAGGUCCUUAGUGAAGAAGAAGAAAAACAACCCAAUGGGAAGAUCUUUAAGAAGUUGGUCCUGGGGGACUACAGCUGGAUGACCUAUGAAGAGGUCAAUCAAGCAGUGGAAUCAUUUGGCAGUGGUCUGGCAGCUUUGGGCCAGUGUAAUACCAUUGCCAUCUUUUGUGAGACACGGGCAGAAUGGAUGAUCACAGCACAGGCCUGCUUCAGACGCAACUUCCCAUUGGUAACGCUGUAUGCAACUCUGGGUGAAGAUGCUGUAGCUUAUGGGCUGAAUCAGUGUGGAGCCACUCAUCUCAUUACAAGCACAGAACUGCUGCGGACCAAACUGAAGAACGUUUUGAGUGCAGUGCAGUCAGGGUUGCAGCAUGUUAUCUAUGCAGGCAGUGGUGAAGUAUGUAAUGCUGAUUACCCACAGUCUCUCGACAUGCACAGCAUGCAGGAAGUAAUGGAGCUUGGGGCAAAGCCAGAGAACUUAAGCAAAGAGUAUGAGAAGCCGACUGCAUCUGAUCUCGCAGUGGUGAUGUACACCAGCGGGUCUACAGGGAAGCCUAAAGGAGUGAAGAUGCAACACAGUAAUCUGAUUGCAGGAAUGGCUGGGCAGUGCCAGCGGAUCCCGGGCCUGGGGUCCCAGGACACUUAUAUAGCUUAUCUCCCUCUGGCUCAUGUGCUGGAGCUGACAGCAGAAAUAUCCUGUGUGUCAUAUGGCUGCAGGCUCGGAUACUCAUCCCCACACACACUCACGGACCAGUCCAGUAAAAUAAAAAUCGGUGCUAAGGGAGAUUGCUCUGUGCUUAAACCCACCCUGAUAGCGGCAGUACCGGAGAUCAUGGAUCGUAUCUGCAAGAACGUUAAUGGGAAGUUGAGAGAGAUGUCAGUGGUUCAGAGGACUCUGUUUAAAGUGGGAUACAACUAUAAGCUGCAGAAGGUGUCACAAGGAGCCGAUUCUGCGGUGUGUAACAUGUUGUUUUUCAAGCGUGUGAAUUUGCUGCUGGGAGGGUGUGUACGUCUGAUGUUGAGCGGAGGGGCUCCACUGUCUGCUUCCACACAGAGAUUUAUGAACGUGUGUUUCUGCCCUGUCGCUGUGGGUUACGGCCUUACAGAGACGUGUGGAGCAGGAACUAUCUCAGAAUUUUCUGAUUACAGUACAGGACGAGUUGGAGCUCCUCUCAUUUGCUCUGAAAUAAAACUGCGAGACUGGCCUGAGGGUGGAUAUACCAGUCAGGACAAGCCACACCCACGAGGAGAGAUUCUGAUUGGUGGACCGAAUGUUGCCAUGGGAUACUUUGGGAGUGAGGCGGAGGGAGAAAAUGACAACUUUUGGGUGGAUGAGGCAGGGCAGCGCUGGUUUUGUACUGGAGAUGUCGGGCAGGUUCAUCCAGACGGUUGUUUGCAGAUUGUGGAUCGUAAGAAGGACCUGGUAAAGCUGCAGGCAGGUGAAUAUGUGUCUUUGGGGAAGGUAGAAUCUGCCCUGAAAAACAGCCCCCUCAUUGAUAACAUCUGCGUCUAUGCCAGCAGUGAUCAGAACUACUUGAUCAGCUUUGUGGUGCCCAAUCAGAAGCAAAUGACUGAGCUGGCAAAAAAGAACGGGAUAGAGGGCGAAUGGGAGGAGCUUUGUAACCACACCAAGAUGGAGGAGGAAGUAGUAAAAGUCAUCAAAGAAAUUGCAGUCACAAGUAAACUGGAAAGGUUUGAGGUUCCACAGAAGAUCUGUUUAAGUUCUGAGGCUUGGACUCCAGAAACAGGGCUGGUGACAGAUGCCUUCAAACUAAAGAGAAAAGAGCUGAAAAAUCAUUAUAUAAAGGACAUUGAGAGGUUAUAUGGGGCUAUAUGAUGGACAUGCAACACUUAUCUAGGCUGAUUCCCAGUUGGUGUACUACGCUUUGUAGAUUACUAUCCCCCUAAACAUAGUAUUGCAUCAAAAUGCAGUUUUACUAUGAUCCUGUCUUACUCCAUACACUAGACAUGAAUAAAAGUCUUUCAAUUG